Molecule: messenger RNA, 786 nt
Organism: Neomonachus schauinslandi (Hawaiian monk seal)
Lineage: Eukaryota; Metazoa; Chordata; Mammalia; Carnivora; Phocidae
Gene: ARL11
Product: ADP ribosylation factor like GTPase 11
Exons: 1
Coding region: 78-626 (182 amino acids)
Biological process (GO): intracellular protein transport; vesicle-mediated transport
Cellular component (GO): cytoplasm
Molecular function (GO): GTPase activity; GTP binding
Source: RefSeq, a predicted model, not a curated record
GGAUUUGUGUUCCUCUGGAAAAGAAUGGCUGAUGUGUGCACCUGGCCUUUCUCCCCUAGGGGUUAGCAGGAGCCACCAUGGGUUCUGUGAAUUCCCGAGGUCACAAGGCAGAAGCCCAGGUGGUGAUGAUUGGCCUCGACUCAGCUGGGAAGACCACACUCCUGUACAAACUGAAGGGCUACCAGCUGGUGGAGACCCUGCCCACUGUUGGUUUCAACGUGGAGCCUCUCAGAGUCCCUGGGCAUGUGUCUCUGACCAUCUGGGAUGUGGGGGGGCAGACCCAGCUGAGGGCCAACUGGAAGGACUACCUGGAAGGCACGGAUGUCCUCGUGUAUGUGCUGGAUAGCACAGAUGAAGCUCGCUUGCCCGAGGCGGUGGCUGAGCUCGUGGAAGUCCUUGAUGAUCCACACAUGGCCCACGUCCCUUUCUUGGUGCUGGCCAACAAGCAGGAGGCGCCCGAUGCUCUGCCGCUGCUCGGGAUCAGAGACAGGCUGGGCCUGGAGAGAUUCCAGGACCGCAGCUGGGAUCUCCAGGCCUGCAGUGCCCUCACCGGCGCUGGGCUGCCCGAGGCCCUGCAGAGCUUGAGAAGGCUCCUGAAAUCCCGCUGCCACUGUGUCUCCAGGUGAGCGCAGGUGCAGCGGGGGUGUGGGGAGAGCAAGAAGACUGGAUCCAGGCAGAGCAGCGUGCCUUUGCCCAUACGAACUGAAAGAAGCAGCUAGUCCUUGAGAAUCUGAAACUCAGUUUGUCAAAUAAGACGUCCUUCUGUGCUUGGACAGGAUAUUUUCU